AUGGCGUCAACACCACCGCCGCCUUCUCCGUCUAAGCUUCGUGUACCUAGAGCACCGCGACAUGGGGCGAAGCAUGACAACUAUGAACCUUACCCUACACGUUACUCUGCUAGACUUGCUGGUCAACGAGCGUCAAGGGUCCAAACCACACCGCCCCCAAGCCACCCAAGCACAUCUGCCAAACAUGGAGCAGCUAAAAGGACUCUUUCGCCCUCAUCACCUGGCACUACCAAGCCCUCGCCCAAAAAGGGUGCACACUCUCACAGAACUGCUGCCUCCCGAAUUUCCCCCUUUGAUUCGGAACUUUCACUUCCCCGCACUUCUGCACAACACACCUCACGUUCCUCUGCAGAACGAGCUUUACCCACACCAGCUAAAACACCUUCGAAGAAGAAGGUAAUCAGUUCUGGCUCUUCUACAUCUCGCUCUCUGUUUCCUUCCACAUCCACUCCCAAACGCAGAAAAAUGGAAACCCCCAAAUAUUCUGCCGCAGAAUCCCUGGACAUCUUCGUCGAUGAGCCUUUGAGAGCGUACAACAUUGAAACUGCCGAGCAAGAAUUGGGUAUCUCCAUUCAUGAGGACUCGCGUGAUCGCAUCCCUGUGAUCGGUCCACUUUCGACUGAUUCGUUCGUUACCAAGGCACGAGCGGUCGGACGACCUGCUACUCGCUCAACCACCAGCCACAAAAAUGGAGCCUAUUUUGUCCAGCGUGGGAAAAAGAUAUUCAAGCGCUUUGACGACAUGGAAGAUGAGGGCGAGGAUGAAGACGACCUUGGCCUUUUCGCCAACCGCCCUGACCUGUUGGCUGAUAACCCUGAUAUUCUCAAGAGUGUGAAGCCUUUGCGACGUGGCGACAUCAAGCCUCGUAUCCUCUUCCCUGAGCCCGCUGAGCCUACCGAUAAGCACGCUGACCCUACCGAUGGUGCGGAGGAGGAUGUCACCGAUGUCGAGGAUCACGAGCCAACGUCUCCAACUCCGGCUUAUGAAGACCAGACAUAUCUGACUCCUCCCGUCUUGCCAGAUCUAUCUACCCCCUCCUUUGAAUCUGAGACCUCAUCUGUCUAUCACACUGCCCCCGUUAGACGUACUGGCCUCCGUUUCCAUCGCCCUGCCGUGGACGAUGUGACACCUUUCUCUUUUUCUGAGGACGUUAGUUUCGGCUCUUCUAAUGGGGAUCAGGCUCGAUCCCGAGGCCUCUCUGUCAGCAGUGGUAGCAGCCUCCUGAAGUACUGGCCGUCUGUCAGCAGGAAGACGCGGGAGGCCGAGGCCCGCACCGACCGCACCAAGCGUCUUCGCGACGCGCGUGGUAGCCCUGCUCCACGCACCCGACAGGCCGCGCGCGCGGAAGCAUCCGCGGCCUCGACCGCUGAGGCAUCUACGUCUGAUUCCUAG
Messenger RNA from Penicillium roqueforti, 1392 nucleotides. RefSeq lists its product as uncharacterized. The transcript has 2 exons. Bases 1 to 1392 code for a protein of 463 amino acids. The record is from RefSeq and is a predicted model, not a curated record. Lineage: Eukaryota; Fungi; Ascomycota; Eurotiomycetes; Eurotiales; Aspergillaceae.